AUGCCGUCGACCACGACUUUGAGCGUCUGUUAUUUGAUCGUAGCCAUCGCCACCGUGGUGCUAUGGCACUCGGCCGAAUCAUAUCACGUGGACAAGUAUUCGUUGCUCAUGCCCAACGUGAGACCCAAAAAGGUAAGCUUCAUAAGCGCAUAAUACAAAUUAGUAAUCGUCGUACGAAUCGAUUAGUUUUUAAUGACUUCGCGUGUGGAGUGAGUGAAUUUUCGCAAUAAAUUUGACUGUUCAAUUAUAAUAUACCUACCGAAAAAUUUGCUUAUAUUGUAACUUAUUGUGUCUUCAUUUUAAUAAUAUUGUUGAAAAUCAAUUAUUAGCUAUUGCAGGUAGGUACCUAUAGUAUCUAUCGUCAGUGGCGUCAGUCAACAGGUCUGACUUCAGACGUGCACGUGAUAAUAAUUACUACUUUAUUAUGUUCAUGGAACUCAAGUCGCUGUAGUUUCUCGAGAACAAUAUGUACUUAUAUAUACAUAUGAAAUAUAUUAUAAUAUUAUCGGGUAUAAAUAACGAUUGGAACAGAUGAUUUUGUACAAUUUGUCGGCCAUAUAAUAUAGUCAUAUAAAAAUCAUAUACACGUUGUAUUAUAGGUGAUAAUACUAUACCCAGAGUAUAUUAGCCUUUAAAUUUAAUACCGCUGUCGGUUAAAAAGCUAGUUAAUUUUCGUUUUUUUACGCGUUUCGCUGUGCCGUUUCUCCCCCCUUCCCCAUAUUUUUACGGUCAGCUUUUUAUUGUAAUUAUUUUUUGUGGUUUCACGGUUACCAACUGUACGGGUCACGAAAACCUGCGAAUGACCGCCGCGUGCCGUGUGUCGAUUUUUCUAGAAACCAGUGGGCCUCAACAUUUGAUCUAUCAUAGGUGUGUCGCCACCGGCGAGACAGGUACUAUGCGUUUUAAAAAAAUAACUAACCCGCACCUUUUAAAAUGUCCCUGUCUUUUUUAGACUCUUAGCGCGUUCUAUUGUGAAUUUAACUGUGCAUACCUACAAUUUUUAAUCAAAAGUUUUAGAAAUGGCGUCUUUUACACACCGCGAUAUUCUCAGUCAAAGUAAACAAGUAAUUUACCGGGUACACGGUUUUUUAAAAAAAUUAUCCACUAUGGAUAAUUUAUCUGCCGAUUUUUUUAAAAAAACUAUGACUAACUAAAAAAAUAAUGGAUUAUGAAUAUUGCUAUAUGUACUAGAGAUAUUUCUCUUGAAUGUUUUUUCACUUAUGUUAGUUUCAUCCAUAUAUUGCCAAGAUCUAAAAUUUACCGUGUAAUUAUUUCCUUGAGAUAAUUUUGUUAAUAUAUAUUUAAUAAAAAUAGCAAAUAUUAUUGCACAUUUAACUGUUCUAGAUAAACAAGUUAAUGAAAUCUGUGCAGAAUGGACUAAUGAUACUUCUGAACAAGAUUUAAAAAUUAUCAUCAGAAACCUGAUUAAAAAAAGAUUUAGAUAUAUAAUUUAGGUAUAUUUUUUAUAGUUUUUAAUAAAAUCCAAACGCAAAUAUCCACAAAUAGGCGAAUCAUUAAAGUUUUGAAAUCUUCUAGAUGUUAUUUUAAGAUUAUUUUCUCCUAAAUAUAUUACUAAUUCUUUUAGUGGAUUAGCAUUACCAUCAAAAUCAAAAUAAAUUUUUAAAUUUUCAUGUUUUGUCUUUCAAAUCUAAUGUUAUGUAUGAAUGGGUUAACUAUUGUCCAAAUUGUUCUGGUCUGUCUAUCCAUAUGAUAUCUAUCAUAUGAUCGCACUAAUUUUUAAUUCCGGUUGCGCAUAAGAUUAUUACGACGGAUAAGUUACUACCUUAUCAAAUCAUCCAACAAACGACAUGUACAAGUGUCACAAUCAUAAAACAGAUAUGAUAUUAUACAACGUCAUUUUUAGCUUACGGAUAUCACAUCACGCCAAUGGCUGAAUUUUUUUUUGCAAAUUUUUAAUAACUUAUAUUGGGGUCGAACCUGCUACAUAUUGAAUUAUAAUCGAAGUAUUGACCACUAGACCAGAACACUAGGACAUUAAAGUACAAUGAAGUUAGUACAUUUAAGUUGCAUAAAUUUAAUAUUAUUUCAAUAUAAGGAUAGGUUUUAUAAAUAAUAUAUAUUUAGGAAGGGGAAAUUUUUGAAAUGCUCUAACUUAUUCAAUAAUAAUCAGAAAAAUAUAAAACAAAGACUGAUGUUAUUUUUGAACUUAUUUACACUGCAUACUAAAAAUCGAUUUUUGGUUAGUCCAAUUUUGAGAAUUUUUGAGUUUGAAUAUCUCAGCGAGAAAUCAUCGUAGCUCAAUUAUGUUUUCAUCUACUCCCACUAAACCUUAAACAAUCUUUUAGAACGUGUUAUCAAAUUUUUUCUAAAGAGAUUAGUAGGAGAUUUUGGAUUCUACUGGAUCGAUUGACUUCAAAUUUUAUAUAUACCUUUAAAAUAUAAUCUUUGUUAACAUAUAGAAAUUUGGUAAAAUUCUAAAAGAUAAAAAUAAAUUUAUUAUCAAUACAAAUUGUAAUGUUAUGCAUGUUAUUGGUAGAUAUAUAAUAUUUUAAUAACACAACAAAUAUUAUUAAGUAUAUACGAUUUGACCUAAUUAAUCAUUAUCGAUUUGUAUGCAACGUUUAUAUAUUGCACGCGCGAUGCGUAAUAUAUUAUAUUAUUUAUUUUUUUUAAAGAGAAUUGUUCCUAGCGCAAUGUUUAUGUGAAAAUAGUUUUUAAAUAUUAUUUAACUUUAAAAAUAAUAAAUGCAUAUUUCUCUUGUUUUAAUAUAACCUUUUGGACUUUUUCAAACAUUUAAUUUUUUUUAAUUAAUUUUUUUGGAUAUUCUUUUUAAUUAUUUUUUAAUUUAUUUUUUUUAAUAUUAUUUUUAUUUUAUGUAUGUAAACAAAGAACAGGAAAUAAAAACAAUGUAAAUAGAAAUCAGAAAUUAGUUUUUAAAGUGAAAAAUAUCUAGCUGUCUCAGAACAAACAUUAUACUACUGUCUCCUCUAUUUCAAACAAAAUUUUAUCAAAAAAAGAAAGGAAAAAUCCACCUCCUCCUCACCCUCUCAAAAAAACUCUCUUUUGGAUUUAAUACAAAAUCACCCAAAUGCAAAAACAUAUUCUACAAUAAUGCCGAUGACAUCAAAACAAAGAAGGUUAUUGACAUUCUUCAAAAACAGAUGUGCUCAGAAGUCACUAAAGCCAGUUAUAUCAAUCCUAUUGGUCUUGCUCCUUUUGCUCAAUCCAGCAAUCCACAAUAGUCCCUGAACUUUUUGAAUAAAUCUUGUAUACUCUCGUUUUGCUUUUGAGUAGCCACAAUACUUUCUCUGUUAUUCUGUGUCAAAUCUGUAACUGAUUAAUUUAUGAUCAUUGAGGAUAAAGUCUAAAUAAUUAAGUAGUCCAAUCAACUCUGAAGUACCAAACUGAAACUGGUUAGUUCAUGGUUUUUUGGUUACUCCAGUUUAUGUUUGAGCGAUAUCCUUGUUAAAGGGAUAUACGACAAUAGUGUAUUCAUAAAUCAUAGUUAAUUGUAAAUGAACCAUAAUAAUAUUAUGUAGAUGUAGUGUAAAUUAUUGUUAUAUAGUAACGUUAUUAUUUACACUGGUUCUAGAUGGAUUUGUAUUUGUGCACGCCUAUUAGAAUAGAUCCCAAUAAGUCCUACUUUAUUGGUGAGUAAAAAGUAUUAUUAAUAAAUUAAUUUAAUUAAACUAAUAAUAGAUAAUUAAGUAUCUUAGGUACCUAUACUAUAUUCAGGAUAAUAAAAUUGAACCACUAGUACUACGAAAAUGUAUUACAUACCACUCCACAUUAGACCACUUAAGGGCCUGCAUACGUGAAAUAGAUUCAAUCUUAUUUUAAAUUGAAUAUACUAUUAAGAAUUCUAGUUAAUAAUUAAUAGAUAAAUAGAUAAAUAUAUUAAUAGUUUAUUAAUUAUUACCUAGUCUUUAAAGAAGAAGUCUAGAAUUCUAGACUCAAGACUAUUGGUACUUACUAUUUUUUUAUUGCUUUCAUCAAAAAUUAUUUUUAAUAACAUCGUCUAAAUAUUCCUUGUCCCAUACCCCACGACUACUCUCCUGUUCUAUAUAAGCUGGGCCUCCCGAGCUUAGCAGAUCGUAAAUAGAUAAAUAACAUUUCGUUCCUUUCAAAUCUCCUUAUUGGCAAAAUAGAUAUUUUCUUCUUCGUCAAUUUUAAAGUCUCACCUCGUCGCACCCGCUUCCAUGCUCCAUUUAACAUUCCCGAUUUGUCUACUAGUUUCCUUCAAAACUCUCCCUUGAAACGUCUAAUGAGAACUGCAAACAAAGACCCACCCUUUCAAUUAUAAAACACAAAAAGGAAAAUGUUAAGCAAUGUAGAAAUAGCAAUAGUCAUAGGAAUAACAAUAGUAAUAGAGUUAAAUAUAAGUUAUCACUAAAAAUGCAUAGGUUUAUUAAAAGUAAAAUAUAUGUUAGAUAUAAGAACAUUCAAUGUAAACAGGGCUUGUCCCGUAUCUUAUAAUGAAAAAUAAAAACAUAUAAUUUGUGAACUUAAUAAGUAAUGGAAAAUUUUUUAUUAUGAAUAGGUAAUAAAUAAUAAUAAUAAUAAUAUAUUCCUAUACUUACUUAGAUACAAUUUUAUUUGUUUUAAAAUAUUUAUUUUAUUAUCAACUAAUUUCAAUGAAUAUUACCUACUUAAUUAUUUAUAAGUAAUUCCAAUAGUCCAGUAGAAAUAUAGUAUGUUGUUUAUUACUUAAAAUUGUGCAAUCUUAAAAACAAAUAUUUUAAGUACCUUCUCUGUUAGUUGUUUUAUACAACAAAAUUGUAUGUAUUAUUUUAGUUACAUUCGAACCAAAAGCAUAUGGUCAUACAGUACACCAUAUGUUACUCUAUGGGUGUUCGGAACCUGGAAGUCCUGAACCCGUCUGGUAAACAUCUUUUAUACUUUUUCAAACAAAUUUUUAGUUAUUUUGAUAUAAAAUUUUGUAUUAUUUUAUUUUAAGGAAUUGUGAAGAAAUGUAUUCAUCAAGUAAUGAUCACAAUUCUUAUAUGCAUACCAACCCAUGCAAAUCUGGAUCAAAUGUUAGUAUAUAAUAUUUAGAUUUAAAUUUAAUGAAAUCUACUAAUUUAACACACUGUUUAUAAUAUCUUCUUUAAAUAUCUAAUGCGUUUUUUCCAGAUAUUAUAUUCUUGGGCUCGUGAUGCACCUACAUUAAAACUUCCAAAUGGUGUUGGUUUUAAAGUUGGACUUGGUACACAAAACAACUAUUUAGUACUACAGGUUCACUAUCACAGAAUAUUUCAAGGCUAGUAUUACAUUUACAAAUCUAUUUAACUUCACAAAUAUUGAUGUAAUAUAGUAUCUACUCUAUAUUUUUUAUUUUACUUAACAGAAGGUGAAACGGAUAACUCUGGGAUUUUUUUACAUUACACUGAAAAACAGUAAGAUUUAAUACCUAUUUUAUAACUGCUCACUUCUAUUAAUAUAUUACAGUGUAAUAAAUUGAUAUAUUUAGUCAAAAUGGCGUCAUGGACUUAUUUUAUUGCCAUUAUGGUAAACAAUAAAAUUAUCUUCUACCCCACAACACCACAAAUAUGUGUUUUUAUAUAUUAUAUUUAUUAUAAUGUAUAUUUUAUAAGUACUUAAAGAAUAUCCACCUUACUAGAUCAUUAUUAUCUUUAUCAUUCAUAAACUGUGGGACUUGUAUAUGAUUUACAAAUGAUUUUGUGUUGCCACCAAGUAACUGAAUGUAUUAUAAUUAUUAUAAUUUACUAUAAAUAUAUACUUAUUAUUUAUUAAUAUUUUUUUAAGAAAAUGAAUUACUGUUGUAAUCAUAUUUGAUCAUUAAAUUUUAUUAUAGAUUAGAAAAACAAGCUGGAGUAUACUUACUCGCUACUGAUGGAAUAAUCCCUCCCAAUUCAUUCGAGAAUUUAGAAACAUCUUGUCCAUUGUUGGAAACUGGAAAAGUAAUUCACCCAUUUGCUUACAGAGUUCAUACUCAUCAACUUGGUACAGAUAAAUUAUUUGUAGAAAUAUUACAUGAAAACUAUUUAUUAAUAAACUAUUGUUCUGUUUAAUAGGUAAAGUUGUAGCAGGUUACAGAGUGAAAACUUCUAGUAAUGGAGUACAAAAAUGGGAUUUGCUAGGAAAACGGGAUCCUUUAACUCCACAAAUGUUUUACCCUAUAGAGAAAAAUCUUACUGUCAAUUAUGGAGAUUUAUUGGUGAGCAGAUUUUGAUAAAUUAUCAAUGUUUUAUUGAUUUAAAUUUUAAAUACAUUAACAUUAAUCGUUUUUUUAGUGAAUAGGUAUAUAUUAUUAUUAUUAACAUAUUACGCAUUUUAUAACUUUGAUGUUAAAAAUUAUAAAAUUAAAUAUAAUAUAAAUUUAUGAUCAUAUAAUUUUUCCUAAUAAUAUCGGUUAGUAAUUUUAAUAUAUUUCUUAAAAAUAAUUAUGGAAACUGUUAGACAUUUGUAGUUAUUGAUUUUUAGGCUGCCAGAUGCACAAUGGAAAGUAGAAGAGACACCAUUACGAAAAUUGGGUAAGAUGAUCAACAUAAUAAUAAUAAUUAAUUUGUAAUGUACCUUCUAUUGUCUAGUCUUCGUGAUUAAACUUAAAAACUAUUAUUUUUGUUUACAGUCAAACAAGUAACGACGAAAUGUGCAACUUUUAUGUUAUGUACUGGGUAGAAGGCACAGAACCUCUGGAACAACAAGUUUGUGUAUCAGAAGGAUCUCCGCGAUACUACUGGAAAAACGAUCCAAAUUUGAGUAAUAUACCAGAUGAAGAAGCGUCAAUUUUAUAA
Molecule: messenger RNA, 6719 nt
Organism: Cinara cedri
Lineage: Eukaryota; Metazoa; Arthropoda; Insecta; Hemiptera; Aphididae
Source: the annotation of a GenBank genome assembly